GAUUACCCUCUGAGAUCCAGGCCACCGCAAGUGACAUCACUCCCAGCCGGAGCUUAAAAUCUCCCCAUGUGAGGGGCCCUGUUUCCUUCAGCCUUUGCCUUCUGACCGCUCCCGCCCAGGCUCCGGGCCACCGGGAGAGCCCCCGUCCCUGUUAUCGAAGGCCCGCAGACCUGGGCCGCGCGUCCCCGAAGAUCAUGAUGGCGUAUAUGAACCCGGGGCCCCACUACUCGGUCAAUGCCUUGGCCCUGAGUGGUCCCAGUGUGGAUCUGAUGCACCAAGCUGUGUCCUACCCGAGCGCCCCGAGGAAGCAGCGGCGGGAGCGGACCACCUUCACCCGGAGUCAGCUGGAGGAGCUGGAGGCCCUGUUUGCCAAGACUCAGUACCCGGAUGUGUACGCCCGCGAGGAGGUGGCUCUGAAGAUCAACCUGCCGGAGUCCAGGGUUCAGGUCUGGUUCAAGAACCGCAGGGCUAAGUGCCGCCAGCAGCGCCAGCAGCAGAAGCAGCAGCCGCAGCCCCCCGGGGCGCCGACUAAGGCGCGUCCCGCCAAGAGGAAGGCAGGCCUGUCGCCAAGAUCCUCCUCGGACGUCUGUCCAGACCCCCUGGGCAUCUCAGACUCCUACAGCCCCCCUCUUCCCGGCCCCUCGGGCUCCCCCACCUCGGCCGUGGCCACGGUGUCCAUCUGGAGUCCGGCCUCAGAGUCCCCUCUGCCCGAGGCCCAGCGGGCGGGGCUCGUGGCGCCGGGGCCCCCUCUGACCUCGGCGCCCUACGCCAUGACCUACACCCCCGCCUCCGCUUUCUGCUCUUCCCCCUCGGCCUACGGGUCUCCAAGCACCUAUUUCAGUGGCCUGGACCCCUAUCUUUCCCCCAUGGUGCCCCAGCUGGGGGGCCCGGCCCUCAGCCCCCUCUCCGGCCCCUCCGUGGGCCCCUCCCUGGCCCAGUCCCCCACCUCCCUGUCAGGCCAGAGCUAUGGCACCUACAGCCCCGUGGACAGCUUGGAAUUCAGGGACCCAACAGGAACCUGGAAGUUCACCUACAACCCCAUGGACCCUCUGGACUACAAGGAUCAGAGUGCCUGGAAGUUUCAGAUCUUGUAGAAGAGAACUCUCCUCUCUGCGCCUCGUCUGAACCGGCCCCGGGAGGGCGUCCCUGGGAAAGCAGAGUGGAGGCUGGGGGCUCUCUGGCGUAGUGUGUUGGUGUAGCUCACCGCAGCCCACCCCCCUCCUCUGGGGAGCGUCUCCUCACUCUCCCGGGCCGGGGGCGGGUGGGGCCCCCUUCAGUAGGUCUUAGGAACCCUCAACCCAGCCCCGGCUCGCGUGGCUUUAGCUGCCUUGGGAAACCACACAUCCCAGACUCCAGAAAUCCUCUCGGUGGGAAUUUCACCACGAGAUGAAAUUCAAGCAAACU
Hyaena hyaena (striped hyena) is the source of this 1404-nucleotide messenger RNA. It is a transcript of the gene CRX, whose product is annotated as cone-rod homeobox. The transcript is spliced from 4 exons. Gene Ontology annotation, cellular component: nucleus. The record is from RefSeq and is a predicted model, not a curated record. NCBI's taxonomy places the organism in Eukaryota, Metazoa, Chordata, Mammalia, Carnivora, Hyaenidae. Gene Ontology annotation, biological process: regulation of transcription by RNA polymerase II; multicellular organism development. Bases 195 to 1094 code for a protein of 299 amino acids. Gene Ontology annotation, molecular function: RNA polymerase II cis-regulatory region sequence-specific DNA binding; DNA-binding transcription factor activity, RNA polymerase II-specific.